Anopheles maculipalpis is the source of this 1825-nucleotide messenger RNA. RefSeq names its product putative sodium-dependent multivitamin transporter. NCBI's taxonomy places the organism in Eukaryota, Metazoa, Arthropoda, Insecta, Diptera, Culicidae. The record is from RefSeq and is a predicted model, not a curated record. Gene Ontology annotation, biological process: sodium ion transport; transmembrane transport. The transcript is spliced from 6 exons. Gene Ontology annotation, molecular function: symporter activity. Gene Ontology annotation, cellular component: membrane. The coding region runs from base 5 to 1825 and encodes 606 amino acids.
CAUCAUGGCUUCAUCGUUCGGUGUGUGGGACUAUGUUGUGUUCAUCGCUAUGCUGCUCGUGUCCGCCGGAAUCGGAGUGUAUUAUCGAUUUUCCGGUGGCAAACAGAAGACUAACACGGAGUACCUUCUAGCCGAUCGCAACAUGUCGAUCUGGCCGGUGUCAUUUAGCUUGAUGGCUAGCUUCAUGUCCGCGAUCACGUUGCUCGGGGUGUCGAACGAAAAUUACCAGUUCGGUACACAGUUCGUGGCCAUCAACCUUUCGUACGGGCUUGCCACCCCGAUCGCGGCCUACCUCUUCCUGCCAGUAUUCUUUCGCCUGCAAGCCUGUAGCGCGUACGAGUAUCUCGAGAAACGGUUCGGCAAAAAGACACGACUAGCGGCGUCGUUGGCUUACACCCUGCAGAUGAUACUGUACAUGGGUAUUGCGGUGUAUGCGCCCGCCCUAGCCCUACAGGCCGUUACUGGGCUCGAUCAGGCGUACUCGAUCCUGGCGAUCGGUGGCAUCUGCACGUUCUACUCCACGAUCGGUGGCAUGAAGGCGGUACUGUUUACCGAUGUCUUCCAGUCGGUGCUUAUGUUUGCCGCCAUUUACGCGGUCAUUAUUUGUGCUGCCGUAAAAGCUGGCGGACUGGGACCGAUAUGGGACGCGGCGUCCGAAGGUGGCCGGUUGGAGAUUUGGAACUUCGAUCCAAACCCAACCACACGGCACACCUGGUGGUCAUUGACGAUCGGUGGCAUGUUUACGUAUCUAUCCCUCUACGCCGUCAACCAGACGCAAGUGCAACGGCUCAAGACAGUGAAGAAUCUAAAGUCCGCCCAGAAAGCUCUCUGGCUAAACUGGCCCAUUCUUUCCCUGCUCAGUCUGAGCACUUCCUUCAGUGGGCUGGCAAUAUACUACUUCUACCGUAACUGUGACCCACUGCGGCAGGGCCGCAUCAAGGUGCGUGAUCAAACAAUGCCACUGUUCGUCGUGGAUGCUAUGGGUGAUAUGCCCGGACUUCCUGGCCUGUUCGUGUCCGGUAUCUUCUCCGCCAGCCUGUCCACCGUAUCGGCAGCCCUUAACUCACUUGCCGCCGUCACGCUCGAAGACUACCUAAAGCCGCUGUACCAGAAGGUGAAAAGAAAACCCCUGCCCGACCUACAAUCUAGCUUCCCGAGCAAAGUGAUGGCAUUCCUGUACGGUAUGAUCUGUAUCGCAGUCGCUUUUCUUGCUCAAAAAAUGGGCGGCGUGCUGCAGGCAUCGCUCACAAUUUUUGGCGUCGUCGGUGGACCACUGUUUGCGCUCUUUACCUUGGGAAUGUUCACCACACGUGCCAACCAGCGGGGCGCGAUAACGGGACUGCUCAUAGGGCUAUCAUUUUCCCUCUGGAUAGGAUUUGGCCAGCCAAGGCCACCGCUAAAAACGCUCGACUUUUCCGUUGAGGAUUGUUCCGAUUUCGGAGGUUUCAAUCAGACCAGCCUACCGCUCGCUAUGGCACAGCGGGCCGCCGAACCACGCGACGAUUCCGACUACUUCUAUCUGUACCGAUUGUCUUAUCUGUGGUUUAGCGUGCUCGGCUAUCUGGUGACGUUCAUCGUAGGCUACGGCACCAGCUUAUUAUUGCGCUGGCGCGGUGCUCAGGGCACGGAGCGGAUCUACCUCGACGAGCAGCGUAACUACAUCAAUACUGACCUGUUUUCACCCCCGGUUGCCCGUGCCAUGAAGCAACGGAUGGCCAAGUUCAUCGAGAACGGUGGAGAUAUCGAUGCUACAACAGCGCGGCAACAUUCGAGCAGUGUGGACAUUCCGGCGACCGAUAAGCAUGGCAGCGCAAGUCCCCUCUAA